UCUAAGUCAUGGUAUGGGGAAUGUUAGGCAUUGCCUCCAUGACUCCAUCAACCAUUGAAGGAAGAGAUUAGAGAAUAAAUAAAUAAGUGUCGAAAUCUUGGUUCAAAUUGGCCAAUCUCUUUCUCCUCUUCAAUUUUCUAAUUGCCAACUACCCAAAUUGUAAUAUAUUAAGCUUCAGAAUCACCGAGUUAGAUGUAGAUUGGUCUUGUUGUCUACAACCAUACUCAAAGUGAUAAGCAAACAGAUAAAGAAAAAGUCAUCAACUCUUCAUCGAUCAUUGCAGAUAACCUGUUUGCUUAAUUGUCUCAAAGAAAUGAGUACAGAAUACGCCACCGAUGAACCUCUUCUUUCUUCAAGCAAACAAGAUAAUGGCUUCAAUUACGUCACCAAGACACGUUUUUUGGUCAAAUUCACCAGAUGGGUUCUCAAGUUUGCAAUGUGUUCGAUUUUUUUUGCUUGGAUUACUUUCUUAUUCUUACUUCCAUCACAAUCCGUGAGCGACUUCUCUGAGAAAUUUGUCGACUCUACUUCCGGAUCGGUUUUUUGGGUUUCAGGAAGUAUAUUUCUUUAUGGAGGUCCACUAUUCAUCAUUGCAUUUCUUGCUAUACUUUACCUUCGGAUAUCUGGUGAACAAGAGUUUGAAGAGAAAAAGAAACCGAAACACGCAACUUUACGCUUGUGGACAUUCCCAGUUAUCGUAGAUGGACCAUUUGGAGUUGUUACAGCUGCAGAGUUGAUUGUAAUUCUAUUAGUUGUUGUGUAUAUCAUUUGUGCGCUUUCAGUUUAUGCUAUUCAAAACUACAACCUGAUUCCCUACUAUGAGAGUCAAGGAAAAAGCCAUGUAAUGCUGAAGCACACUGGAUUAAGAUUCGGGUCUAUUGGAUUGAUUUGCUUAAUGUUUAUGUUUUUACCGGUUUCAAGAGGAUCAAUUCUUUUAAGGCUUACAAAUAUCCCUUUUGAGCAUGCAACUCGAUAUCAUGUAUGGUUAGGACAUCUUACAAUGACACUCUUCACUCUUCAUGGUUCUUGUUAUUUCAUCUCAUGGAUCUUGGAAAAUCGUGUGCUACAUCAAGUAAUUGAUUGGAAGAAUAACAAGAUUGCAAAUCUGCCAGGUGUCAUCAGCCUAUCGGCUGGUUUGUUGAUGUGGGUGACGUCACUUCCUCAAGUGAGGAGGCUAAAAUUUGAACUAUUCUUCUACACUCAUCAGCUAUAUGUUGUGUUUGUUGUCUUCAUGGCUAUGCAUGUUGGUGAUAUCUUGUUUAGUAUGAUAGCUGGAGGUUUGUUCCUGUAUAUGCUUGACCGAUUUCUUAGAUUCUUUCAAUCAAGAAAGAGUGUGGAAAUACUCUCAGCCAAAUGCCUUCCUUCUGGAACUGUGGAACUUGUUAUAUCAAAACCUCAAGAUUUAAAGUACAAUGCCCUGAGUUGGGUUUUCGUCCAAGUUCGGGAAUUAUCAUGGCUACAAUGGCACCCUUUCAGUGUCUCAUCUAGUCCUCUAGAUGGAAACAAUCAUCUUUCUAUUCUCAUAAAGGUCCUUGGAAAUUGGACAAACAAACUAAAAUCUCAUAUCUUGAGUCUUCCUGAAGAUCAAACUGAUCUACAUGGACUCAUUCAACCAAAUUUGAAGCUUAAGGCAUAUGUAGAGGGGCCUUAUGGACACGAGUCUCCAUACCACUUGAUGUAUGAAAACCUUAUUUUAGUAGCGGGUGGCAUUGGGAUUUCACCAUUUGUGGCUAUCUUGAGUGAUAUUCUACACCGUAUUAAAGAGUGUAAACCUUGUAUGCCUAGAAAUGUAUUGAUAAUAUGGGCUGUUAAAACAUCAGAAGAACUUCCACUCCUUCACUCACUUGACUUGGAAUCACUCUUUCCAAACUUCCACACGAAACUGAAUUUGGAGAUUCAAAGUUACAUUACUCAGGAAUCCGAACCCCCACUGGAAGAGGGAAAUGAAGAGAAGUAUGCUAUUGCUAAUGCAACCCCUUUUGUCUAUUCUACCCCUAGCCAAUGUGGCAUGUCUGGAUUGGUUGGAACAGGAAACAUCAUAUGGUCUGGAACUUAUGUGGUGGUGUCCACAAUUGGUUUGGUGGUUUCUUUGACUUUGUUAAAUGUGUUUUACAUCAACACUUAUGAUGUAACAUAUCGUUGGUAUAAAGGGCUUCUAGUAUUGAUAUGCAUGAUUAUAAGUGUGAUUGUAUUUGGAGGCCUUGUGAUUGGUCUAUGGCAUCUUUCGGAUACAAAAACCUCAAAAAAAGAAAAAUCUUGGGACAAAAAUCAAACCGAAGAAAUACAACACAACAAGUCUACUACUUCAUGCAAGCAUUCAUCAGAAGAAAGUUUUGUCAAAACCACAAAAUAUGGUCAAAGACCUGAUCUGAAAGAAAUUUUUGGGAGGAUGUGUGUAAGAAUUUUGGAAGGAGGAGCAAUAAUCCAGUCUUCCAUUUCAACAGCCACAGUUUUGAUCUGGGUUUACCAUUUAUAUCAGCAAAAGAAGAAACUGUCCCAAGUCAAGAGAAGACAAAAUGGCAUUAAAAGACAGCGGCUUCCUAACAUCGAGAACUUCAAAUCGUCCGGUUGGUUUUUUUAG
Messenger RNA from Lactuca virosa, 2581 nucleotides. Lineage: Eukaryota; Viridiplantae; Streptophyta; Magnoliopsida; Asterales; Asteraceae. The record is from the annotation of a GenBank genome assembly.